Lichtheimia ornata is the source of this 437-nucleotide messenger RNA. RefSeq lists its product as uncharacterized. The record is from RefSeq and is a predicted model, not a curated record. The transcript has 2 exons. The annotation marks the transcript as partial. Lineage: Eukaryota; Fungi; Mucoromycota; Mucoromycetes; Mucorales; Lichtheimiaceae.
AUGCACACUGAAGCUAUUGAUCCUGUCAGCGAUUCCCGUUUUGAAUCCUCUUCGAGCAAUGUCAACCACAAUGAGCCUAAUGAGCAACAAGUGGAGGUUACUGUUGUUGCUGCAAAAGCUGCGAAGCUUCGAGAAAAUCUUAAAACCAAUGGGUGGAUCGAAGUGAACGCGAACAACGUGAAGGAAGAAAUCAGCAGAAUUUAUGCAGCUACGGGUGAAGCCUGGGUUUACAAUAACAAAGGGGUGGACCCUGAGAAAAUUGCUAUAAAGGCUCAGCAAGCUGAUCAUGCCAAUGGCCCAAGAACUCGUCGUCUUGAACUCCGUAUCCAUGAGAGCCACUAUUACGACUGCCAUCGUGCACACAGCCAACGUAUCCGCCCAUACAAACCGGAUGAUGAUACCAUUGAUCGACGUAACAUCCUGCGACCUUCGAAGAA